AUGGAUGGGGUGCACGUUAUUGAACCCCAGGAGAUCGAGGCGAUCUACGUGAAGACGCCAACGCCCCUCAUUCACUACAUGCUGGCCGUGCUAGUGAUGUUGGUGCAGCAGUUCUCCGGCGUCAACGCAAUCCUGCUCUUCGCCUGCGGUCCACUUCACGCGGGCUUCGGAUACGCCUCGCACGACACAUUCAUCGUGCUGUCGUCCUUGCAGCUGGUGACGACCGCAGUAGCUGCUCAGCUGCUGGACGUCGUGGGGCGUUUGAAACCGCUGGCGGUGUCCGUGGUCGUGAGCACUGGGAGCGUGAUGGCCUUGGGCGGCGUUUACUUCGGCGUCUCGCACGAUGAGCCGGCGUUCGAUGCGCACCUCGCCGCUCGCAUCACCGUAGUCUGCAAGGUCAUCUUCACUAUCGGUUUCUCUCUCGGUCUCGGUCCGGCGUCCUGGGCUCUCGCCGUCGAACUGGCACCGCUACGUAACAACGGGUUCGAGUUCGGAAGCGUGUGCGCUUUCCAUUGGGCCUCGGCGCUCGCCAUCAUCAGCAUGUUCAGCAUCGUGGGCACCACGACUGCGUCACUGGCCCUGCUGGUCUUCUUAUCCGCCGCCGUUACGUUCGCGGGCGGCAUGACCGCCUUAAAACUACUGCCGGACACGCGAUGCGUCAGCCUCGAGGGAAUCCUACUGCGAGGCCAGGCUGAAGGGACCACCCGCAGGGCGUCGGACAUUAUGGAUGCGCUCAAACCACCCGACGCACUGCAGCAGAUGACCAAGACAGAACAUGAAGACCACAAGCCACUGCGAGGCGAACACAAAAGGCACCAGCCCAAAGAGGAAGCGCACCAUUCGGCUGGCCGAUUGUCCGCUACGAGCGCCUCCAAGUCAAAGGCCAAAGCUCACGCUAAGUCUACGGCCAAGCCUCAAGCAACGGCAGAACCUAGAGCUAAGCCCGAGGCCAGGGCUAAAGAUGGCGCUGUGGAAGCGGUUGCGUCCCGUGAGGCUGAGGUUAAGUCCGGCAUGCUGAGGACGGAAACGCCCGUCGUUUCGCCCGUUGAAGAAGCUCCGGAGAAGCAGGAAAUUUCAGGCAGCGACGAGGAAGAGCAACCGUAG
Messenger RNA from Dermacentor silvarum, 1104 nucleotides. RefSeq names its product facilitated trehalose transporter Tret1-like. The coding region runs from base 1 to 1104 and encodes 367 amino acids. Gene Ontology annotation, biological process: transmembrane transport. Gene Ontology annotation, cellular component: membrane. NCBI's taxonomy places the organism in Eukaryota, Metazoa, Arthropoda, Arachnida, Ixodida, Ixodidae. The record is from RefSeq and is a predicted model, not a curated record. Gene Ontology annotation, molecular function: transmembrane transporter activity. The transcript has 4 exons.